CAAACUGUUCUCAGCCAGAUGAACGCUCACUGAAGCUUUGCCAUGUUUGUGAUGCAACUAAACGCAGUAGGCUAAUAUGUGUCGGUGCCCGCCUCGCAAAUUAUAGUAAACCUACAUUGUGUUCUUGUGAUUCUUCGCUGUUAAGCCCCUAGCGAUUUCUGACACGCAUUCCAUGUCGAUAUCUCUGGUGUUAGCUUUCUGGUGCCCAGUUUACAGAGGCACCGCGGAGCAUUAUCACCGUGGAUUGGCCGAUAGUGCGUGUGGAGGGGCGUGUUUACGGGAUUGCCAUUGGAAUGCGGGCGCACUGGGGGCGAACUUCAGGUGUACAGACUCAAACACGCGCUCCUCACGGAAAACAUCUGUAGCUCACCGAAGACAUGGUGGAUGAAUUGAAAAGGAAUGGAAAUCUGCGUGACAUUUAAGUAGAGGGAUUAUUUGAAAUGCUAUAAAGUUAUUGUGCACUUGUCGCUCGCUUGGUUUUAUCAAUUACUUUUUAAAAUAUGUGUUUUACAAACAACCACCCAGAAUACUUGAAAUCUGUUAUGAUUUUUCUAUGAUUACGAUCUUGAAACGUUUUUGAUAGUUUCUCUAAAAACACUGUGGUGCACAUUGUUGAAAACAGAUUGGUCAAAGCACAACAGAACGAGCUCAGACGUAGUCCUUCAUAGAACUGAAACUGCAAGACGCAUUUUGUCUCUCUGUAAGUAAUUGGGUGUCUUCGUGAAGACCUAAUUUGGAAACCUGAAAAUAGCUGCUUGACUGUGUUUUUGUCUGUAUGCUAUCCGUUGCCAUCAUACCUGAACGCGGGUGUAAAGUGGACGUGCCUUGAUUCAUGCUCCACACAUGAUAUGGGUGUCAGUGGCGUAGAUGACAACUGACGUGCUGAAGAGGUGGACUUAACUUCGUCAUUUGCUUCGAGACUUUGCCAAUUUCCUACUGCUGGGAUUUAAAAAGACGUCUAACAUUCAUGAUGGAUGUGUUGUAGAGCUCAUCUCAGACAAGCCAAACGUCAAGUCACUUCUAAUUGAAUUCCUCGUGGACCUAGGUGUCACAUCACAGUUCAAGAAGCAUGGAAGUAUUUCACCAAAAAUGUGCCAGCUUUCGAAUGGAUUAUGUUGCCCACGGCGAUGUGACCGUCACUGAAGUCCGCUGUGUCAGAUGAUGCAAACUCUCGGAGAACAGCUUUAUCAAGAGGUUAUUGUUAUCACAACUUAUGAAGAAAGAUGUCAGCGCAUUUUCACAGGAAGCUGUCUUUGUGCCAGACACUCACCUUCAUCAUUCUGCUGCUGUCACCCCUCUGCCUGUGGGCUCAGCACUCCCCCUGGGGGUUUGCCGGGGGGUCGGUGGGUGCCCCUCGUGGGCGUGUGCGGCGGCAGCUGCACUUCAGGAACGAGUGGGCGGGGUGGAGUGGCUGGUCCGUGUGCUCCCGCAGCUGCGGGGGAGGGGCUUCAGUCCGCACUCGCACCUGUAUCACCAGAAACCCUGUUGGAGGCCCGUGUGUGGGAGACCCCCGACAGUACAAGAUCUGCAACAGCAAGGAAUGUCCGGUUGGGGAGUUGGACUUCAGGGAGAUGCAGUGUAAAGCCUUUGACGACCGUCCUGUGGUGGCAGGCAGCAGGUACAGAUGGACGACCUUCCAUGGAGGCUCUGACCCAUGUGAGUUGAGCUGUCUGGCAGUCGGUCAUAAUUUCUACUACAACUUUGGCCGAGUUCUGGACGGCACCCCCUGCCAGACCGAGCCUAGAUCUGUGUGUGUUAACGGGAAGUGUCUGAAGCCAGGUUGUGACCUGAUCCUGGGCUCCAAGCAGAAGGAGGAUGCAUGCAUGGUGUGUGGAGGUCAUAACUCCACCUGCCUCCAUCACAGCAGUGUCUACCAGAGCAACGGACAAGAUGGGCCGUUCGGGUACAAUGAGGUCACCAUGAUCCCGGCUGGCGCCACGUACAUCAGGGUGACGGACAACAGCAGGAACUAUCUGGCUCUCCAAAAUGGCCGUUCGCAGUUUGUCAUCAACGGCAACUGGAAGAUCAAUAUGCCGGGAGAGUACAGCGUGGCCGGCACCAAACUGCUCUACCGACGGUCCGCCGACACAUGGGAAAGCUUUGAGGUCCCAGGGCCGACGAAGGAAGACUUACACAUUAUGGUAUUAUCCACUGAUAAGAACAACGGGAUUGAGUAUGAGUACUGGCUUCCACCUGACCGCUACGCACUGUAUCAUGGGAUACGUAGUCCUUUGCGGCAGCCCCACCAUGCUGGCUUUCCACCCUGGAAUCCUCCGACUCCCAGCACCACCACAGUUACCACAACAACUACCACCACCACCACCACCACCAGACCUCAAGUGGUCACACGGCCGUACCGGGCACCAGUGGGGGGUAGAGAGGUGAACCCCCCUUACCUGCAGCAUCAGCCUUACCAUCCUCCUCCUCGACGUCAUCAUCCUCAUCAUCAACUUCAUCAGUAUGAGCCUAAUCACAACCACCUGCCUGAGGAACCCCGGCGAGGGCAUUGUGGGAAGUGUAGGCGAGUGCGAAGUCGAUCCGAGAGGCAGAGGCAGUAUUGUGAGAAAGACUUUGUGUUCCGUGCCCAGAUCCUUGAGAAGCGUUACCGCGGUGAGGAGACGCGCUACGACGUCCAGGUGAUCCACACCUACCGGAACCGGUACCGGCUGGAGCACCGCGAGUUCCUGUGGGUGCCCAACGUGUGCGACUGCCCGGCGCUGGAGAAAGGGCGCCAGUACGUGCUGAUGGUGCGGCGGCACGUCAACCACGAGCGCACGCUGGACCGCAUCCUGCUGGACGAGGACAGCUACGUCCAGCCCUACCGCCCGCGCGAGCACAGCCUGCUCAAGCCCCUGGAGCAGCUAUGCUCCAACAGGGGGCCGCCACCAACAACACGCCACUACCACAGAGGAUAGAGGGAGCAUGGAGAUGGAAGAUGAGACACAAGAUGAGAGAGAGAGCGAGAGAGAGAGAGAGAGAGAAAGAGAGAGAGGGAAAGAGAAAGAGAGAGAGAGAGGAGGAGGAUUACAUCUUCUUACAUUUCCACUACCCUGUCUUUUGCCAUGUCCAUUAAAACUGGGGGGGUUAAGACAGAGUGGGCAUCAUGGUCACAAAAUCCCAACCAGCUGCAGAUAUUUCCCCCAGUACAGCUGUUGUCCCAGGUGGAUUUACUGACCCUUGCAUCCUUCCUGUAACAGUAUGACUAAUUCCUCCCUGCAGCCUGUCCUGUGGGGUUCAGCCUCCAGCCCUUGGCCCUUCCCUCUGCUCCCACCUCAGAUGUGCUACUAGCAUCUAAAAGCUCUGUGCAAAAAAACUCCAGCCGUGACUGCAGAGACAAAUGGCCUUUUAAAUCAAGACAUUUCUGAUCACGAAAAAAUGCUCCAAACAGGAAAAAAGUGAACCUUCGCUACGGCCUUGAGUCCAACCUCUCCGUCCUCUCGCUUUUUGUUUAAUGUUUAAUGUAUUCCGACCGUGCCAUGUCCUCAUUACUGCUCCCCGAAGGCAGAGCAGGUCACGGCGGUGAGGCGUGACAGAACCCAGAAGAUGAGACAGACCCUGCUUUUUCGCUCUAAGCCUGACCUCAAGGAUGGCGAGAGGAACCACUAGUGUUCCUGUUGGAAAGAGGCCCAGUCAUGGGCAGUGCAAGGAGACACAGGGGACACUGGGAGAGCUGUAGAGACUGUAGACUAUAGAGGAGAUAUUUGUUUGUUUGUUUGUACUCAUUAACAAAAAAAAGUGAAGCACUUUAGGUGGAGGUUUGGAUUCACCUUUAAAAUGUUGUAAACCAAAGAGACAAGAAAGUGGGCAAUGAGGAGUUGAAUUGAAAAUAUUUAUGACCACUUUAUACCUGUAUCUGGCCAAUCAGUGUGCAAGAGCUCCAAGGACGCAUCCAUAGUCAUGCGAGCAUAUAUCCAUGUCUGCUCUACAAAAACGAAACCCACCAUCAGUUAUCUGUCAGGUUUGUAAUUUCGUCAUUUCUGGUUUCAGUGAGUAUCUGGGAUGGUUCUAGACUGAACAUGUUAACACAUUCGGGCUUGACGCCCAUGGAAGACACGGGUUCGAAUCCGGCCCAAGGUCAUUACUCUUGUCCACUCUCCACCUCUUCUCCCUCUCAUUUCCUGUCCCAAUCUUCACUGAUCUAUCAAUUAAAGGCAUAAAAGCCCAAAAACAAAUCUUAAAAAAAAAAAAAAACCCACUGACGGUGAGAUAGGGAGAGAAGGAGGAUGGCGAAACCCUGAAAUCGUGUUUUGCUUCUCUCGCCAUCUUUGCAUUGUGUUGUUUUGUUUUAUUUAUGUGCCAACGGAAUAUUUAGAAAUCAUAUAUAUAUUUGUCUUUUGAUAUUGUAUUUUUUUUAUAUUGACAUUUCAUUUUAUCAAACACUGCAUUGCUCAUGUUAAAAAAGGUAUUUUAAGUUAUUUUUGUUCAGUUAUUCCUCCAUAUGUUAUGGCAUAUAUAAUAAUUUUAUAUUUUUACCCAACCUGUGUGACAGUACCUGCUUGUUGCAUGAUUUAACACUGCUUUGAUCUUCUGGUCAGUGUUGGCAGCCUGUAUUGUGUGUGUCCUGUGUUUCUGAGGACGCUGUCUCCAUCCCAAAGCUAACCUCCAACUCAAUGCUUCUAAGCCUGUUCUGAUUGAAAAGACUGUGGUAUUCUUGUGUCUCCAUUGUGCCAUCUAUUUGGUUCAAAGUUUUACUCAAUUUUAAUACUCAAGACCUUUGUAUAUCUCCAAGGCCUUUCCCAGCUCCAGGUUAUGCAGAUGCCAGUAGUGCUUUGGAAAGCGGUAAUCGUCUCUAUUUGAUUGUUUGUGACUGAAAGUUGUAUCUCUCUGUGUAUUGUAAUUGCUUCCAUUAUUGUUCAUGUGUGUUGAUAUGAUAAUUACUGAUAAUGAGACACAUUACAUAAUACAGUGUCUUCUCACAAAGAGACUCUGCUUUUGCAUCAUGUCUGUCAGGGCACUGUGCCUCCAGCACGUGUGUCACGAGUUCCUUUAUCUCAGUUGAUUUGCAGGGUUUUGGGUUAAUGUCUUUUGCAGGAGAGUCUUUAAGAGAACAUAACAGAAAGACUUACAAGGAAGCUCAUCUUUCCUGGAAAUCAUGUCUGUGGGCGUGUUUACGUUCUCUCAAGAUGACCUUUGACACCGCACAGCCCUAAUUAAAGACUUAAGGGUUUAAGACACACAAAAAAACAAUGGGGUUUGGCUAGACGGAGCCAGAUGCAAGCCUCCCACAAAUUCAGAUCAAGAUGUCGUAUACGAUGUAUUAAAACUCAAAAUUCAUGCUUUUCAUAAGCAGUUUUUUUUUUUGCAUUAUACUCAUAUAGGUCAUGCUGAUAUCUCAUGUAAUUAUACAUUUCCUGUCUGUAACGAAGUGCUUAAACUACAGCAUUUUAAGCAGCAAAAAUUGUGUCAUAGUUGAAACACUGAUACUACAGACAGUUCAUGUCAGGUUUUGUUGAAUGAAGAUUAAGAGGAAAUUUGGAAAACUUAAGUUAACUGUUGUUAUACAUCUUACCAUCCCCAUCGAACCCCUUGGUUAUUCUCAAGCAACUUUAAGUGAUAUCCACUGGCUCAAAGACCUACCUGUACUGGUUAAUGAUCUAUUUAGUCUACGCCCAUGACUCUAGGGCUGGUCACAUCUUAAAGGUUCCGUGUGGAGCAUUUAGGGGUGAUCUAUUACCAGAACUGGAAUAUAGUUUUCAUAAUUAUGUUUUCAUUAGUGUAUAAUCACCUGCAACUAUAAAUCGUUGUGAUUUCGUUGGCUAAGAAUAAGCCCUUGAUGUCUACAUAGGGUGCGGGCCCUCUUCCACGGAGGCCGCCAUGUUGCGCUGCCAUGUUUCUACAGUAGCCCAGAGCGGACAAAUGAGCACUGGCACCAGAGAGGUCCUUUCAUAUUUGUAUGGCACCUGACAGCCACUGUAGCUUUUCCUACACAAGUAUUCAGUUGAUUGCAAUCUGCAGCCUCACCACUAGAUGCCACUAGAUCCUACAUACUGUCCCUUUAAGAAUUAGUCUUUGAAGUGUACGCAAUAUGUUGCUUCUUCCUAACUUCACUGGCAAAGAACGUGAAAAGUCAAGCAUUGUGUAUUUUGUUAGAAAUGUAUUUACAAAAAUAACAUGUAAAUCCUUCAUCACAAUGACAUAAACUGUGCUACUAUGAACAUGUAGUUAAUACAUACAUAUAAAUAAUCAAAUAGCAAAAUUCACCUGACCAACUAUAAUAGACAAAACAGCAACAAAAAACAAUUUAAAACGUCAGCCUAUACCAAUGCACCUGAGCAGUUUGAAAUGUUUCUUAUGUUCUUCAUGAGCAAAGCAACGCUGAAUAAAUUCAUCUGUCACACAAA
Messenger RNA from Clupea harengus (Atlantic herring), 6341 nucleotides. RefSeq names its product ADAMTS like 5 (gene adamtsl5). Gene Ontology annotation, cellular component: extracellular matrix. Gene Ontology annotation, biological process: extracellular matrix organization; proteolysis. Gene Ontology annotation, molecular function: metalloendopeptidase activity; protein binding. Lineage: Eukaryota; Metazoa; Chordata; Actinopteri; Clupeiformes; Clupeidae. The record is from RefSeq and is a predicted model, not a curated record.